Varanus komodoensis (Komodo dragon) is the source of this 7795-nucleotide messenger RNA. RefSeq names its product TNF superfamily member 10 (gene TNFSF10). Lineage: Eukaryota; Metazoa; Chordata; Lepidosauria; Squamata; Varanidae. Gene Ontology annotation, molecular function: tumor necrosis factor receptor binding; CD40 receptor binding. Bases 4167 to 4919 code for a protein of 250 amino acids. The record is from RefSeq and is a predicted model, not a curated record. The transcript has 6 exons. Gene Ontology annotation, biological process: immune response. Gene Ontology annotation, cellular component: membrane.
CAUGAAGGGAUGCUGUGCACCAAAAGAAAAGUAGGAACAAUUGAAAGGUGGAGACAGAAGGGAAAAGGGAGCUGGGAGUUGCCCCAGUGUUUUACUAAGAACAAAUGCGAAGAAGUCUGAAUUCUGUGGAUGCCGAAAACGGAGACGGUGCUAGUGUGUCCCACUGCUGAAUGCUUGCAUGGCAGGUGGAGAGGAGCAUCUGAGACCGGACAAAGAAAGAGGAAUCCUUGGCUGACAGCUUGUGGCUGGAGCAUCCUUUGCCUCGGUACCCUAUUUUUGGAUGGAUGGUUUGGCAUUGCACUCAGAAAAGCUCUUCUAGUUGGCAGCUAUGAAAAGAAGACAGGAUGGAAUAUAGAACUGAGAGAGCUACCACUGGACUGGCAUGAAGCUGUCCUCUUCCUACCAGGCAGUAUUGUAAAGGUCCAGUUUGAAAGUCUGUGGUACUGCUAAUACGUCAUUGGAUUAGAUAGAAGACAUAAUUUGGUAUGACUAAAAAGGUAGAAUCUUCCCCCACCCACCCCUUCUUCCUUUGGUUAAUAAAAUAUUAUCUAUUCUUUUAAAAUGGUAGCUUUUGUUUGUUUGAGUUUGUCAAAAUGGAACAUUUUAAUGGCUUACAAGCAUAUUUUGUCAGGUAAACCCCUUCUCUCAGUUGCAUUGGAAAGCACUUGUAGCUCAUGAUCCUGCCCUCUCCUGCGUAGAGUUUUAAAGAGAGAAUGGGGCUUCUUCCCCGAUUCCCAUCCAGUCUUUCUCUCCACUCAGUGCAAGUCACCGAAGCUCAAUAAUUUGCAACCAGGUAGAGCAGUGCUCUUUCUUCAAGUGAGAGGUUGCAGUGGGAAGACAGCAAGAGAAAAAUGGUAAGAAUAAAAUUAAAAGUUCAAAGAACAGGCACAGUUAUAGCCAGCGUCAGUUGAACUUAAGCCCUAGAGUGGUACAGUGGUAAAGAAUGCCAGACUAAGGACAUCUGGACUCUAGUCCUCACUCAGCCAUGACGCUCAGUGGGUGACUUCAGGCCAGUCAAUCAUUCCCAGUCCAUUCCCUAUUACAAGGAGUUGCUUAUAAGCUGCCUUGGUUUCCUUGCAAAGGGAAAAAGGCAGGAAAUAAAUUUAAUAAUACUAACACCAAUAAUAAUAAUUUCAGUGGGUCUGCUCCAAGUAUGAUUGGCAUAGGAAAGAAGCUGCAGUAGGAUAUGAAGCAGAGAAACAAUCUAACCAGAGCUAAGAAUUUUAAGUCCCACUACACCCUAGGAUAAUGCCUUCAUUUGUUGUUCUUCUGUGCCAUCUAAUUAUCUCUAGCUUAUGGUGACCCUAUGAAUAAAAGCCCUCCAAAAUAUCCUGUCCGUGACAAUCCUGCUCAGCAAUUCCAAGUUCAGAGCUUUGGCUUCCUUUAUGAAGUCCAUCCGUCUCAUAUUUGGUCUUCUGCCUUCAACUUUCCACAGCACGACUGUCGUCUUCAGGACGUGUUUCCUUCUUCCCUUCCCUUCUUAUGAUGUCCCCCAAGUAUGACAGUUUCAAUUCUGACAUUUUUGCUUCCUGAGAAAGUUCUGCCUUGAUUUGAUCUAAGAUCUUCUUCAGUUUUUUUUUUUUUGGCUUUCCUCUCCCUUAUUGAACCAUGUUAUGCAAACUCUUUCACAAUUGCAGUGUCUCCAUUAUUGAGAGUAGUUGUAGUUGUCAUGACUUCCAUUUUCUUAAUGUUCACCUGCUGUCCUGCUUUUGCCGUUCUUCUUGUGCUUUCAAUUCAUUGCUGCUUCUUGCCAGUAAAUUGGUAUAUUCUGCAUAUCUUAAAUUAUUGAUGUAUCUUCUGCCAAUUUUCAUGCCUUCCCCUGAUCCUAGUCCAGGUUUUGCAUAAACAUUGAACAGAUAGGGAGAUAGAAUGCAUAUCCCUAGUAUAUAUAAAAUAGGGAAAUAAAAUACUUUUUGCCUACAAGAAACCAUUCUGCUUCUCUGUGUUCUGUCCUAACUAACUUCUUGUCCACGAUACUGAUUACACAUAUGAACUAUCAAGUGCUGAGGUACACCUGUUUCUUUCAGGACCAUCAAUAGCUUCUCAUGGUCCACAUAGUCAAAGGCUGUAGUCUAUAAAACAUAGACUGAUCUAUUUCUGAGAUUCUUUGGUGCAUGCUAGUAGCCCCUAUAUUUUUUGAUAGGAUCUUGAGUAUCUCUUCCUUGCUGGAAUCCCAACUUGCACAUCAGGUAUUUCUAAUUCCAUUUAGGGUUAAAUUCUUUGCUGCGACACCUUGAGCAUCACUUUGCUUGCAUGUGAAAUUAGUGUGAGGAUCCUAUGGUUGUUGCACUGUUCUGCAUCUCCUUUCUUGGGGAUUGAGGGGUAUAUUGAAUGUUUCCAGUCUGUAGGUCUUUGUUUGUUUCCAUCUUUAUUGCCAGAUUCUUGUUGCAUUUUGGACUGGUUCAGUCUCUGUGGCUUGGAAUAGUUCUGCUGGAGUCCUCGAUGCCCUGGGAGCUUUACUUCUUCCUAGUGCUUUCACAGCAGCUUUCACUUCGCUUCCAGUCCUCUUCCUCCUAGGAUUUCUUUCUGAAGGACUCUGUCAUCCUUUCAUCUCUUCUGUAGAGUUCUUCCAUAUAUGCUUUCUGCCAUCUGGCUAUUUUAUUCUGUCAAAUAGCAUGUUCCUUCGUUUGUCAUCCAGCAUUCCUAAUACAGCUUUGAAUUGCUCUUCGCUUUUAUUUAUUUAUUGUUGGCUCUUCUGGAAGAGAUCUCUUGCUUUUCCUGCAUUAUAAUACCUUUAUUAGGACCAGCCAACACAUCUCAGCCAUAAGCACACUUUUGAGUUCUCCAGAAUGCCUUUUCAAAACUGAAAGCGGAGGGAGGAAGAGAGGUCAGAGUCACAAAAUCUGUAGUCUGAAGCUGCUGCAUUCUGCUUAGUGCUUGAAACAGAACUAAGAGCAUCGUUCCUACAGUCCCUUGACAUUGUCUGGAGGGUUUUGGAGCCCAGGUUCAGAAGGCCAAGCCCCUCUGCAGCUUGCAUAGAAAGAUCCACUCUGGCUGCCUCUCCAAGGACACCCCUGGACCUUGGAGAGGCUGAAAAGGGGUGUGCUGCAUACUCCAGUGUAGACACCCCAGCCUUCUUCCCUCUCUGACACUUAAUCUAGACAUCUAGAUAAAAUAUGUGAUGCAAGGCAGGGCGCUGGUGAUUGCUGCUUCCAAAUACAUUGAAAUGCACCCAAGCCUCUAAGUCCAAAGAUCUCCAGAAACAGGGUCUUAGAUCUGAAAGAAGGUCUUAGAUUGUGCCCUUCAGAACUGAUACAUUUUAUAUUGAGGAUUUCUGCCUUGAGGAGUCCAAAUCCUCUCUUUGCUUUAAUUUCUUGUCCUGUAGUUCAAUUUUACAUGAGUUUUAGAGUGGGGGAACAGAUGCACAAAAGCCCACAGUGAAUCUGAUACCUCCUUACAAAGAACCUGCUUGCUUCUCUUCAGUCUCUAGCAAAAUAUUAACUCCACCUCAGUAAAAAAAGGAUGUGCAAAUACUUGACCUCUGAAGAAAGGUCAUGCAGUGGAAAUGCAUCACAGAUUCCUGAAGGGAACUGCCAGGUUGGCUAAUCCAAGGUCUAGCCUCGAACAGAACACCCUAACCUGUUAAAUCUCAUUGCGUAAGGGUUUUAAAAAAAUAUUUAUUAAAUUCUGUGGGAAGUUCUGUGAUUUCUGUAGAUUAUUCAGGCUGAGCCAGUUUGUGGAAUUUUCUGAUUUUGCAUAAUGUAUUCUGCAUUUUGCAUUAUUAAGGCUGGAUUUACAAGCUCUGGAGGAAAGGACAUUUUCAUUCUUUGAUGUACUAAUAACCUGCUGAACUAGGGGACAGCCUGUGAGAAAAAAAGAGCAGUUGGGUCUACAAUGAAUACAGUGUACAAACACUUGAUCCAGGUGGGGGUUGGAGACUUCUCAAAUUCUAAUUCUGGACUACCGAUGUUCUUUCCAUGAACCUCAUAAUGAGUGCCAAAAUGCAUUUUAAAAACUGGCAAUGUGUUGCAGGAUUACAGAAUAUCUUCCAGCAGCAGAUAAGCAGCAGCAUCUGCAGUGGGAUGCGAGUCCAGCUGCAGUUGAACUGGCUGGAAAUUUCUUUGGAUGCAUCUGGGAAUACACUUUCCAACCAGAGCCAUCAGCUGCUUGCUUGCAACUGAGCUGGACCAAGGACCAGCAGACAAGCUUGUUGGCACUCCCGAGGAAUGCUCAGGGAGACUUAUUCCAAGAGCAGCUUUGCUUGCUUUACCAGAGAGAACUUUUUCCUAGAAGACCUGGAUCCAAAUUACAAUGAAGACAGUGACCCCUGCUGGCAAGUCAAGUGGCAGCUCUCCAGGUUAAUUAAAAAGAUGGUGGACAGGAACCGUGUAAAAGAGGAAAACUCAGGACAGCAAGGUGGUGGCGCGGCAGUGGAAAAAGACGCAUCUGAAAUUGCUGCACCCAGAGUUGCGGCUCAUGUGACUGCAAACAGGAACAGAAAGGCCGCUUUGACCAUGCAAAAUUCCUCAACCAGGAACAGCGUAGGCUUCAAAAUAAACACGUGGGAGACAUCCCGAAGGGGCCAUUCCUUCCUCUACAAUGUAGAGUUGAGCAACGGAGAACUUAUCAUACCACAGACUGGCUUCUAUUACAUCUACUCUCAAACUUACUUUCGGUUCCAUGAAUCCGAGGAUGUAGAAAUUGACUCUGAUCCAGGCUCUGACAGUGUCAGAAACCCUAAGCAAAUGGUUCAGUACAUUUACAAGCGCAAUGACUACUACCCAGACCCCAUCUUAAUCAUGAAAAGUGCAAGAACUAGCUGUUGGUCUAAAAAGGCUGGAUAUGGACUUUAUUCCAUAUACCAAGGUGGUGUAUUCCAGUUACAAACCAAUGAUCGGAUUUUUGUCUCAAUCAGCAACGAGGAACUGGUGGACAUGGAUAAAGAAGCAAGCUUCUUUGGAGCAUUUCUGGUCUCAUGAAAAUGAGAAUGUCCAAAGUCUUUAGAACAAUGAGCGAAAUCUGGAGAUGUGACUUUGUGUCGCAUAAAGAGAAAGUUUACCGUAAUGUUUUAACUGGAAUAGCUGGGAAGACUUUUUUCCAUUGGACCCGUGUUGCGCUUUCUUGGGUCUUAUUCUUUCCUUGGCGAAGUCAUCUGCCAAAGUCCACAAGAUGUUAGUGGUUGCCAUGCCACACAACAAAGUGCCUAAAUUACUUUCCAACCGAUUUAUUUUGGAAGGAUCAGUUUGAAAGCCGCAGUGACCACUGAAAACCACAUGCAACCAACUGCACCUGUGAAGGAAUGCACAGUGGGAAUCCCGCAUCCCACUCACCUGUGAUCAUACUUCCACAAAGUUUGCGUUGUAGUAGAUUGAAUCGGUUGGACUGGUGCUAUGGUCUUUUCUGACAGCAUUCAAGGUUUGACUGAAUACUUGCCCUUCUCUGAAUUGCUUCCAUUGCAAAUCUUGCACAGCAAAACAAUGAAAGCAGAACCUCACAUUCAGGAAUAUUCCAUGGACUGCCAGAACCAUAUCCCUAUAGACUUCAAGUGGGGGGAAAUUACAGCCCCAUAGACUAAAACCUUCCCUCGAUAUGGUCAGGUUUGUGCACGCUCAUUUUCGUGCCACGGAGCAUUCAGACAUACAGCUCUCUUCAUGCACUCUGAAUUGGUGGCUCAUCUCUUUUAUCCAUCAUUGUAUGAAGAAGCCUACAGUGCACAGUAGAUAGUUGAUGGGAUUACAGAGAGUGUGGAAAAGUGACCCAAAUCACAGGUUGCAAUCCUGUGUUUUCCUUCAAAGCGCGUCUACUCAUGUAAAGGGAAAGCCCUACCUUCAUUUAAUUUUUAACCAUAUGCUCACAAAAAAACAGAGAUCUAUGUUCCUUUUUGUAGACCUUAUGAGCCAGUGUCAUGAAUACUGCAAACAGGGUUGUCUGAACUAUGGAAAUCAACAGAUGGUCUCGAGAAGAUGAAUAGCAUUACCUGUAGCCUGCUGUUAAAGGCACAGGAGCAAGGCCAGGUAAAAAAGUUUGCACUCUCAAAGGUGUUUAAGACCUGUGAUACUGCUAUAACACUUGAACUUACAUGCAUUUAAGUGCUUCUCUGUUCCAGAAAGGUAAGUAAAUUCAACCACUGAAUACUCAGAAGUGGAGUUAUUCCCAAAGCUCCAGGUAGGUUUGCCAUACUUUAGCUUGUCCUGCUUAACUAGCAGCCUGCCAUGUGGGCAUGUAGCUAAUGAUGCUUCCCCAUCAUGGCAGCUCAAUGCCUGAACAAGCUUCAUUUGCAUAACUUCUGGGUUUUCAGGUUGCCAAAGGCUGCCAUCUUUUCAUGAGCCAUUGCAGCUCUGCCUUAAAAAAAGCAGCUUGCUGUGUGGCCCCUUGGGGUGCAAUUUCCCUGCAUUCUAAGUUGUCUUACUUCAUUUUUUUCUUUUCAUAUUGUGACAACACUACCCAUGAGGACUGCAAAAAAAAAAAAAAAAAAAAAAAAAACCCUUGAAAGGUUUAGGAGCCUUUUUGGCUCAGUAGUUGGCAGUUUUCAUAUUGACUGGUGGGUUGUAUGCAGUUUGUACUGUGCAAGCACAAAGCAGUGGCGAGGGAACCGUUACCCGAAUAAAGAUGUAGCUUACAGGCCCUGCCCGCUACUCUAGGAGCGAGAGGAGAGUGAGCAGGCAGGAUGGGUGGAAGGCAUCUUGCAGUGCCUUGGAGUUUUCAGAAGAGCCACUCUCAGAUCAAAACCCAGGCCCUUGUUGUAUAUAGUGCUGUGAAUUUGUAUAGAAUUUCUUUUUUUCUGGGACAUUCAUUUCCUAACUUUUUUAUAAUGGCCAAAGAAGGCUAUAAGUUUGUAGGAGUUUCGUCUUGAACAGUCACAUUAUGCUUCGGCGAAUGGGGCGGCAUAAAAAUGUUUUAAUUAAUUAAUUAAUUAAUUAAUAAAAUUAUUGGCUUUACUUUCCUGAACCAGUGAGGGCUCCCAAGGGUUAGAGUGACAGGAGCAUGAAUGUUGGCUCUGUCUUCCAGCUUCAUGGGCAGGAUGGCCCCAUGGGCAAGGUCCAGUUCAGGGAUGGAACUGGGAUAAAAUGGAGCAGAGAAAGUCUGUGUGCAUGCAUGCGUGCAGGGUUCGGGUUUUACAGGUCUUCUCUGAACCCAUGGCAAGUUAAUUGUCCAGCAUUUUUCAGGAUUUUGUGGGAAUGGAAUAACUAAUGCAACCCUUGUGGAGCAGGUGAAAUUCUAGCACCUUUUGGUGGAAAAAUGCUACUCAAAACAUGGUAGCUGAGGCUCCAAGUUUUUGUUCUUGUUUUUUAUUACAUGGGGACAAAAGGGCUCACCUGUCUAGCUACUACUCUGUUGGAACUUCCAGCUGGAUUGCUAAGAAGGUGAGCAUUCUUCUGGGAGAUGAUGGGCUGGAUUCAGACUUUGUCAUACUUAAAUCAACUGGAAUUAAUAAGAUUUGCAUCCUGACCAACUUAAAUCUCACUCAUUUAAAUGGAUCUGCUGUAAGUAUGACAAUCUGUUAACCCAUUCCAUCCCUCCAGGGAGAAGGGACAAAUAAUAGAAAAAGACAUGACAAAACACCCACUCAGCUACCUCAUGUUUUUGGAAGUCCCCUGGACGCUGCAAAAAGGAAGUGCCUUCAUUUUCAUAGAACAAAAAUAGGCAUGCAGAAUUAUGAAGGAUUUGUUUCAAAUUCUGUGUUUCAUUUUUGCAUUUUUAAUACAGAGACAUGUGCUGACAAAAAAAAAAAAAACAAAAAAAAACCAAUAGUUUUGCUCUUCUGUAAUGCUACUUCUUGAUUCUGUUAUUUUUCUUGUUGAUCUGGACACAAGCCGUUGUAAAUAUUUUUUUAAUAAAACAGAUUUUUCACCAA